AUGAAAGCGAUCGUUAUCGAAAAGUUUGGAGGUCCCGAGUCCCUUGUCAUCAAGGAUGUGCCAACCCCUGAGCCGAAACACGGCGAGGUGGUGAUUCGGAUCAAAGCCUUUGGCGCCAACAAUGCCGAGAUGCACCUGGGCAAAGGGGAAUGGGCCGAAUGGGUACUUAUUAGUGGAAUAGAGUGUGCUGGCAUCGUAGAUGGAUGCCCGGGAGGCAAAUCUGAAGAAGGCAUGCCCGUUGCAAGUCUCAUGGGUGGCCUCUCGGGAACAGUACUAUUGUUGACUCGCUCAACAUGGUGCACAGAGGGGCCCGAAUGGCAAGUGGCGUUCAUCUUAGCUUUUUUUGGCAGUUUUGUCUUUGGGACGCCCGAAUUCCCCUUAUCAGAGGUCCCGCUGCAAGAAAUUAUCACCAUGGUGGCCAAAAAGUUUUCGACUUUGAAGAAAUUCAAGAGGCACAUCGCCUAA
Messenger RNA from Penicillium antarcticum, 465 nucleotides. RefSeq lists its product as uncharacterized. NCBI's taxonomy places the organism in Eukaryota, Fungi, Ascomycota, Eurotiomycetes, Eurotiales, Aspergillaceae. The record is from RefSeq and is a predicted model, not a curated record. The coding region runs from base 1 to 465 and encodes 154 amino acids. The transcript is spliced from 2 exons.